Molecule: messenger RNA, 978 nt
Organism: Rotaria socialis
Lineage: Eukaryota; Metazoa; Rotifera; Eurotatoria; Philodinida; Philodinidae
Source: the annotation of a GenBank genome assembly
AUGAACUGUAUUCGAUACCAUCACGGUCGGUUAUUACCUGAAAAAAUACCACAACAAAUUAUUACGACUUUAUUAUUCAUGCCGAAUCAAGGAUCUACGUGCCCUUCAUCACCACAAACUAUGCCUAUGAUAUACAGUGAUGCUGAAAUGGAUACGAAUGAAAACUCAUAUGAAUCAGAUGUUGAAUUCUGUGAUAAAGGUGUACCAGACUCCCCUCUGGAUUUAACAAUUAAUAGUAUACGUUAUCCAUCUGCUAAACGACCAAUAUCCAAUCAAGAUCCAUUACCAUUAUCUGAAACUGCACUCCCAAAACCUAGUCAUAUUUUUGCUCCACCAAUGGUAGGAACUUUUGUAUUGCCAUCGCCACUAAUAGUAACGCAACCAAAAGCGGAAUGGCACUAUCGAAGUAUGAAAGAUUUAGCGAAAAAACAUAUUCCAUAUUUGUCUGGCGAUGGUCCUCAACGCACACCAAUUCGAAUAAAAGUUCCUCCAAUAACUGAUCGUCAAUUGUAUCUUGCUGUGAACGUUGUAACCGUCGAUGAUCAAUGUCAUGUUUCGAAAGUUAUUGUACCACCACGAACCAGUGUAAUAGAAAGUCAACUAUCUCGUGAUAACAAUCUUGCCCGUUUAAAUUUCGAUGCAUGUAAUCCAACAGAUUAUUUCGAUCCCUCGUCAAGGUGCGUUUAUUUUCAAAUCAAUUCUGAAGAGUGCGCUGCUGGAUUAAAAGAAGUACGAUUUCACAUGUUUAAUUUAUAUCAAAAUCACAUGAUAACUAAAGAUAUAAUCGAAUCGAACCAGUUAGAUUCAUGUAAGCUAGCUUUCUGGUUCUGCGUCCUUGAUAAUAACCAUUUUGAACCUGUGUCUUUGCCAACAUAUUCAGUCAUUAUUCGAGAGAGUAAAUUAACGAGCCGACCUCGUGUGUCACAAAAAAAAAUCAAUCAAGGACAUGCAUGUCUGCUAGAUCCACGUGAAUUAUAA